Molecule: messenger RNA, 1306 nt
Organism: Cephus cinctus (wheat stem sawfly)
Lineage: Eukaryota; Metazoa; Arthropoda; Insecta; Hymenoptera; Cephidae
Product: fructose-bisphosphate aldolase-like
Exons: 5
Coding region: 95-1099 (334 amino acids)
Biological process (GO): glycolytic process; fructose 1,6-bisphosphate metabolic process
Cellular component (GO): cytosol
Molecular function (GO): fructose-bisphosphate aldolase activity
Source: RefSeq, a predicted model, not a curated record
GAAUAUUUUUUUUAAUGUUUGAAGACUGCAAUGUAAAAAUUUAGCAAGAUUUUAUAAGGAUAAAAAAUCAUCAGUAGCAUCAAUACUAAUAAAGAUGGCUAGGAUGGGCGGAAGAUGCCAAUGUAAAGAAAAAUCCACAGAUGCAUUUGUGAGGUAUAAAAAUUUGGAACCAGCACUUUGUUUGGAAUUGAAAAAGAUUGUGGAAGCUAUGAAAUCCCCAGGAAAAGGAAUACUCGCUGUCGACGAGUCACCAGCCACUUUAGAUAAAAAAUUUCAAGAAAUGGACAUAACAAGUACAGAAAGCAUUCGUCGAGAUUAUCGACAAAUGUUAUUAUCAACUGACAAGACUCGCCUGAAUAAGUGCAUAAGCAGUGUCAUUCUGCAUCAUGAAACUGUAUAUCAAAAGACAUCAGACGAUGUAGAAUUCAUUGAAUUUGUUCGACAAAAGAAUUUGAUUCCUGGUGUCAAAGUCGAUAAAGGACUGGUCAAUCUCUUUGGAACUGAUAAUGAAACAACCACACAGGGUUUGGAUGAACUACAGGAAAGAUGCAUCCAAUACAAGAAGGAUGGUUGCCAUUUUACAAAAUGGCGAUGCACUUUUUCUAUUUCUGAUUCUCAGCCAUCGUAUUUAGCAAUGUUAACAAAUGCCAAUGUCCUUGCAAGGUAUGCUAGUAUCAGCCAAAGUGCAAGAUUGGUACCGAUUAUUGAGCCUGAAAUAUUGAAUCAAGGAGAACAUGGGAUAAAUCGGUCACGCCAGGUUCACGAAGAGAUGCUGUCAAUUCUCUUCAGGACACUUAAUGAACAUCGUGUCUAUCUCGAAGGGAUUAUCCUGAAACCUUCAAUGGUCUUGGCAGGACUUGAUCAUGCAAGAUAUUGCAAGCCACAAAUCAUUGCAGAGAGCACAGUAUCGGCUCUACAAAGAACUGUACCAGCUGCAGUGCCUAUGAUUGCAUUUCUUAGUGGAGGACAAACGGAUGAGGAAACUACGUUGAAUUUAAAUGCAAUUAAUCAAUAUGAAGCAGUAAAACCAUGGACUCUCACUUUCUGCUUUGGUCGAGCCCUUCAGGUGUGCUGUAUAGAAUUUUUCGAAUUGACCUAGGGUUUUUUAAAUUUUCAGUUGAUUUAGGGAGGGAGGGCUAAUUAUUAGUCCUCUGUUUGAUAUAGAACGAAGCAAUAAAAGUAUGGCAGGGUGAUUCAGGAAUGACUACUGAAGCUCAAGAAAUAUUUUUGAAACGUGCAGAAAUUUCGUCGGCUGCAGCUCAAGGCACAUUGCCAGUUGAGGAUAUAGAAAAAUGUUUAAAAAGUA